This is a messenger RNA of Bombyx mandarina (wild silkworm), 2325 nucleotides long. RefSeq names its product atlastin. Gene Ontology annotation, molecular function: GTP binding; GTPase activity. The record is from RefSeq and is a predicted model, not a curated record. Lineage: Eukaryota; Metazoa; Arthropoda; Insecta; Lepidoptera; Bombycidae.
AUGAGCAGUCUCGGUGAAGCCAAAGGGGUGGAGGUGGUGAAGGUGACCGACGACCACACGUAUCAGCUGAAUGAGGAUGCAUUACGGAUGAUCCUACUGCGAGAUGAGGUCAAGGACCUUCCUGUGGUCGUAGUUAGCGUCGCUGGCGUCUACCGCGGUGGAAAGUCCUUCUUGCUGGACUUCUUCCUCAGAUACCUAAAAGCGCCCCCCUCGUCUCGUGAUAGUGCUGCGUGGCUGGGCCAGGAAGACGAGCCGCUGACGGGAUUCAUUUGGCGGGCUGGUUGCGACCGUCAGACAACUGGUAUCGUUCUAUGGUCGGAACCGAUUGUUACCAGAUUCAACGAUCAAAAGGUGGCUGUAGUGUUGAUGGACACCCAGGGCACGUUUGACAACAGCAGCACGGUUCGCGACAGUUCAACUAUCUUCGCACUUUCCACGUUACUCUCCUCGAUUCAAAUCUACAACCUCAAAGAGAACAUCAAAGAAGACGACCUCCAGCAUUUACACCUUUUUACGGAAUACGGAAGGUUGGCAUGCGAUGAUGAUGAUGAGGCAGCGUUCCAAGUUCUCAUGUUCUUGGUCCGUGAUUGGGCGUACCCUUAUCAACACGCGUUUGGCGCGGAAGGAGGCGAAGAAUUGCUUAUAAAAAGGUUGCAGAUCACUAACAAUCAGCACGCGGAGUUGAGGGAAUUACGAGAGCGAAUCCGUUCUUGUUUCAAAUCGGUCUCCUGUUUCCUGAUGCCUCACCCGGGGUUCGUGGUUUCGGAGCAAAACUUUAAUGGACAACUAGCUGACAUUCGUAUUGAGUUCAAAGAAGCGCUUCGAGAUCUGGUACCAUCGAUGUUCGGAUCUAGGAAUUUGGUGCCGAAGAAAAUCAAUGGUCACCAAAUCAAAACUCGGGACCUGUUUGAUUUCUUUAAGACUUACGUGAACAUCUACAACAGCGAGGAGCUGCCUACUCCGGUUACCAUUUUGAAGGCAACAUCUGAGGUGGCAUUGAUAUCAGCGAUCAGGGAUGCAAGGGAACAGUAUGAAAAACGUAUGGAAAUGAACGCCGGUGCCAAACAGCCGAGUGUACCAGACAACGUGCUUGAAGAUCAACACAAGAGAACCGUUCUUAUUAUUCGUCAAUCGUUUGAGAGUAAAAAGAGGAUUGGUUCACAAAAGGACGCCAAGGAGCAUAUCGAAAAGCUGAUUACGGAAUUAGAAGCACGCUUGCAGCAUUACUUGACAUUGAACAAAGCGAAACUUCAGAAAGCCGUGGUUGACGCGAAACAAGCUUACGAUGACGCAGUUCAGAAGGUGACUAAGGGAGAGCCUCUCUGUCUGCACCCCUUAGACUUAGAUUCACUCCACAACAAGGCAGUGGACGCGGCGGCAGAUUUAUUCGAUAACAACAGAAGAACUCCCGAUAAGGAAAGCGACCCUGAAAGGAUUUCGUUAAUGAAGCAUCUGGAAGGUAAUAUCAAAGAUUUGCGAUUGAAAAACGAUUAUAACAAUAAAGUCUUCAUUAGCGAGGCCCGAAAGUUAUAUGAGACAUUAAUGCAGAAGCACGUCUGCAUGGGAUCGUGUGUCUCUGACGAAUUAUUGCAGAAUUGCCACAGAAAUGCGUUGAAGAAGGCCAUUGGAAUCUUGAAAUCGCAUCGCAACAUCCCCACAAACCAUAGCGAAGAUAAAUACAUCAGUUCUCUACAAGAGAGCAUCGUAGAAGAAUUCCAGAAGUUUCGUUCAGCGAACAACAACGCCAAUAAGAUUGCGAUCCAAGCGGCAGUAUACUCUUACAACAAUCACAUGACUUCAGCCUGGGGACCGCCUUCCAGCUGCUUCCAUCCCCAAGACCUAACGACAAUCCACGAGACUAAUAAAGCAUUAGCCCUGACUGAAUUCCACAACAGCAGAAAUACGACGGCUGAUUAUGAUGGUGAUGACGGUGAUGUAAAUGAACAAAAACUCGUUGAGCUAUUGAGCAGACGUUAUAGUGAACUGAAAGAAAUCAACUCGGCUUCCAACGAUAUGGCAGUUGCCGAUUCAUACCGCGAAUACUGCAGGUAUAUGGACGGGAAAUGUAAGCCGUCGGUCCUGUCUAUAUUAAUUGUUCCUUGGCUGGUCAAGGUGAUCAGACGUCUGCCAGAUUAUCAUAAAGAAGGCAAAAACGCAGCAUGGGAUUACUUCAGAAGCAAGAGACGCAAUUACUCCUACCGUUCCGAUGACAGUUACAGAACAGACCUCGAAUCUAAACUGGAAGAUGGUUUUCAUGAGUAUUGUCACCCGCUGAACGCGCUCACUCGUGAGUUCGGUAUAUGAGACGAUUUGGGAGUGGCAACA